Molecule: messenger RNA, 1928 nt
Organism: Suillus clintonianus
Lineage: Eukaryota; Fungi; Basidiomycota; Agaricomycetes; Boletales; Suillaceae
Exons: 3
Coding region: 146-1870 (574 amino acids)
Source: RefSeq, a predicted model, not a curated record
CAUCGAUUGCUCGAGCCGGUUCGUUCGAAUUCUGUGACCAGUAAGGUAGACUUUGUGAUACGGAAGACUCUACGCGUACGCCGCCAACCAAAAGUUUUUCGAUGAGUAAUACUCUCCAACGCUGCCACCUCAGAGCACUGCCAUAAUGUCCCACAUCCACUCCCCAAGCCCUGUUGCUCUCUCUCAUCCACAGAUGCCUGCACAAUCCGUCUCUGCUAAUGCUGCUCCACGUCAGAAAUCAAAAGCUUAUGCUACAGGUAUAGCAGCUGGCGUCGAAGAUGAAAAGUAUCAGACAAAAUACAAGGAAUUAAGGCGAAAAGUAAAAGAAAUCGAAACGGACAAUGACAAGCUCCAGUACAAGGUCCUCAUGGCAAAAAAAUCAAUUCAACGUAUGAAACUGGAACGAGCUGUUUUGUAUGAACGACUUUCUGCUGUGCCACCUUCUCCAGACAUUCACAGUCAUGCACUUCCUCCUACCCAUUCUGGUCCUGGUGUUCCUCCCCAACACCCGCGUGAUAUGGGUGCAGCGGCGCACCACCAGCACCGUGACCAUCGUGACUUUCAACCGGCAGAUUUGAACGAUCACAAUGCUAUCGAGUACAUGCACAAUCAUAGCUCUUUCCGCGUGAUUAAUGCUCCAGAUGGUCGACCUAUCCAAGCUCCCGACGGGCCCAUAGGUCCGGGAGUUGCGCCUUCUCACGGAAUUCCUGCCGUCCACAUGUCGAGGGGCGGUUCCGCCUCAGGUCAUGACUCUUCUCGGCACCUUCCACCCCUCUCUCAGUUGACUCCCAUACAGCAUCUUGAGCCACCAAGGGCUCAUGGACAUUCACAGGCUCAUAGCCCUCGCCUACACCACAGUAAUGGUUCUUCGCGUUCGCAAUCCUCACCUUCCAGAUCGCGUGGCCAUCAGAUAACUCCUCAGGCACCUCCCCCAGGAUACCACUCAGGGGGCAUUCCCCACCCUCAACAGUACUCCCAGGAUUCUCUUAUUCCUGUACAACACGGGCAUCACAGCCCGCCACACCCGAGUGACAGGGAGCGAUCUAGAAGACAUGAGACGCUCGAGCGUGGCAACUACCAUGGCGAUCCUUACACUCAUUCACGACAGCAUUCUUCACAUUCUUCCACGAUGCCAUCCCCUAAUGCUCGAGCUUCGCGUCUCCACAAUCAUCAACGUAUUGGGCCUUCAGCGACCAUUAGUCACCCAGACCCAGAAUAUGAGCGCGAGCGCGAUCUCGAGAGAGAGCGUACAUGGGCACGUCAUGAGGGCGAAUCCGCUCGAGAAUACGCGCCUUCGGGAGCGAUGCAUGCAUCUCCUCCCUCCCACCUAAGGCCCAGACCUCCUGUAGACAGGGGUGACUACCCAUACUCUCGCGAGCCCAUUGGACCCGGCAUGCACGGUCGAUCAUCUCGCUCUGACACAUCUGGUUCCGGAUCUGGUUCCGGAAAUGGUGGCGGGGAUCCACUAUCGCGGCCUGAAGGUCACACUCAAUAUUAUGACCGAGAGAGGGGACCCUAUACACCCCGUCAGGCAAAUCCACCGCGCAAUCCAAGUGAGGAUCAAGACGUCAUUUACGAAGAAGGCCGUUCAUACAGCCGUGACCGACCUGGCGGGCAUUACAUGCUUCCAGAACAACACCGCCCCCCUGUGGAAUCAUCGAGGAAGCGCUCUCGUAAGGACAUGGAAAUAGAUGCAAACGAUGACGUCGAUGAUUCACCCGCAGCGGGUAGUUCAGGGGGAGGAGAAGCACCGCUGAGGUUCGCAGGCGGUCAUCUUUCCGAUGAUCGUGGCUCCAAGAGACUGCACCAGGAAUCUGCACGUUCCCACGAGCGCGAGGAGGAAGAAGAAGAUGAGGCUUCGGAUACUUAGACAAAGUGUUAAUUAUUUUUUUUGUCGCGCCACGGUGCGUUUCCUUUUAGAUCUUCUU